Triticum urartu is the source of this 1998-nucleotide messenger RNA. The record is from RefSeq and is a predicted model, not a curated record. Lineage: Eukaryota; Viridiplantae; Streptophyta; Magnoliopsida; Poales; Poaceae.
CUUGAUGCUUGUGUACCUUUCAUAGGCAAGGAGCUGUAGCAGAGCAAUGAAGGCUGUUGGAGUUGUUGAGGCUUCGUGUGAGGCUAUAUUUCAGCUUGUGAUGAGCAUGGACACCACCCGCUUUGAGUGGGACUGCAGUUUCCAGUAUGGCAGUCUAGUGGAGGAGGUCGAUGGCCACACAGCAAUACUGUACCAUAGGCUACAACUGGAUUGGUUUUCAGCAUUUACUUGGCCUCGUGAUCUUUGUUAUGUACGAUAUUGGCGGCGUAAUGACGAUGGAAGUUAUGUUGUGCUAUUUCAAUCAAGAGAGCACCCAAACUGUGGUCCACAACCAGGAUUUGUUAGGGCACACAUUGAGAGUGGUGGUUUCAACAUUUCUCCACUGAAAUCCCGUAAUGGGAGAGUCCGAACACAAGUACAGCAUCUUAUGCAGAUUGAUUUGAAGGGUUGGGGGGUUGGCUACUUACCUUCAUUUCAACAACAUAGCCUCCUUCAUAUGUUGAACAGCGUUGCCGGGCUCAGGGAAUGGUUUUCACAAAGUGAUGAAAGUCAAAUACUUCCUAGGAUUCCUGUUAUGGACAAUAUGGCCCUAUCGGUUUCUUCUAAGAAAGGCACAAAAACACAGGAUAAUACUGUGCAAACCAGCCUUCCGGCGGAUGAAAGUAGACAUUCAACGGUUGAGGAGGAGUCUGACGAAGAUGAAGAAUUCCAGUUACCUGAAUCUGAGCUAGAGCCAUCAACUCGUGAGCUCGAUGCAGAUGGUAAACUACUAGGGUUGGAUGAGGAAGAUUCAGGUGAGAUUGAUUUUUCUGGAUUUUCUGGAAAUUUACGCCGGGAUGACCGUGAUAACAGUCGUGAUUGUUGGAGAAUAUCUGAUGGAAAUAACUUCAGAGUGCGAAGCAAGAACUUCAUAUAUGAUAAAAGCAAGGUUCCUGCUGGAAAGCCUCUUAUGGAGCUUGUUGCUGUUGACUGGUUUAAAGACGUGAAACGAAUGGAUCAUGUUGCUAAAAGAAAAGGAUGCGCUGUUCAAGUUGCUGCCGAGAAGGGUCUUUUUUCAUUGGCAAUAAAUCUACAAGUUCCUGGCACAACGAACUAUAGUAUGGUUUUCUACUUUGUAUCAAAGAAACUGAUACCGAACUCCUUGUUGCAACGUUUUGUUGAUGGCGAUGAUGAAUUCCGCAAUAGUAGGUUCAAGCUGAUCCCAUCUGUACCGAAGGGCUCAUGGAUUGUCCGCCAAAGUGUUGGCAGCACACCGUGUCUCCUGGGCAAAGCAGUUGACAUCACCUAUAUCCGUGGUGCAAAUUAUUUGGAAAUAGAUGUGGACAUAGGUUCGUCUACGGUGGCAAAUGGAGUCUUGGGGCUUGUGUGUGGCGUGAUCACGACGCUAGUUGUGGACAUGGCUUUUCUUGUCCAGGGCCACACAUACGAGGAGCUCCCGGAACGACUGAUCGGUGCCGUUCGGAUGUCGCACAUAGAACUAUCAUCUGCGGUUGUUCCUGUGCUUGAGGAUUAACCAAAUUACACUACUAUUGCUCAUUUGGUCCAAGUGAUGCUUGCAACGUCGGCAUCCAUCUCCUCUAUUUCAGUCUUGACAAGACACAGUAGGGUAUACAUAUAUACAGGCAGGGAACCAAGGGUUGGCGCUCGUGCCAUGCCAACGACAUACUGAACGCGGAGAAGCAAUUAAUUUUUAUGUGUAUGUAAUUAUGUAUUGCACAUCAUAAUUCGGUGAUGUGAUGGCAAUCUCGUAGGUGUUAGAAUUGUGUCAGCAAAGAAAAAAAGAAGAUACCGAAAUUAGGGCUAGGAGACUGGGCGAGGCCCAGGUGAGGGCCAGUUCAGCGCGAAUAAAAAAGCCAUGUGUUUGCUUUGUUUGGAACUUGUAGGAAAGGGGCUGAGAUGACAGUUCCAAGUUCAAAGUUGAAACCACACAAGCCAUUGUUCAUGUACUAAUAUGUAACUUGAGACUGCAAUAUAAGAUCGUGCCACUGAUUUGCAGGA